Messenger RNA from Ixodes scapularis (black-legged tick), 2218 nucleotides. RefSeq names its product monocarboxylate transporter 7. Gene Ontology annotation, biological process: transmembrane transport. Lineage: Eukaryota; Metazoa; Arthropoda; Arachnida; Ixodida; Ixodidae. The record is from RefSeq and is a predicted model, not a curated record. The transcript is spliced from 6 exons. Gene Ontology annotation, molecular function: transmembrane transporter activity. The coding region runs from base 257 to 1819 and encodes 520 amino acids.
UCGUCAGCCGUCGCGUGCACUGCCAAAAGAAAAGCUGUCGCAGCGGUCGCUUGUUGGGGCCCCACUCGGGGAAAACAAAAGCACGGCACCAUGGAAGCGACUCCGUGCGCCUCGUGUAAAAAGAAGCGAUACCAUCGGAUCACGAGGAAAUGAGUGGUAAUCGAUGGUGCCUAAGCAUUGUUCCUUCGGCUGGUAAGCGGCUUUUACAUUGCGAAGACGUACACCUGGCUGUGCUGAACGCCCUGCCAUCCGGACCAUGGGGCCCCUCAAGGCGGACCCUGUUUACGGAUUGGACGGUCGCUGGAGUUGGAUCACGGCAGCGCUUUGCAGCUGGGUGCUUUUCCUCGCCAUGUCCGGCCUGUGCUCUUCUGGUGUCCUCUACUACGGCAUCAUCGACACGUUCGGAACCACGCGCGAAGAGGCGUCCUGGCCGGUCACGCUACCCGACUCCCUGCUCAACUUAGCCGGCGCCUUGAUGGGUCUUUUCUGCCGAUGGCUCUCCUGUAGAACAGUGCUCCUGGUUUGCUGCCUCUUGACUGGGUUUGGGAUCAGCAUCUGUUUCUUUGCUCGAGGAAUCCUCUUCCUUAGUAUCAUGUUUGGAGCUUUACAUGGGUUAUCCUUGGCCGGAAUCUUCGUUAGUAUCAACGCCAUUUUGGCCCAACACUUCGACAAGCGCAGGAACACCGCGUUCAGCCUGCUCAUGGCCGUCACUGGCCUCAAUGGUUUCCUUAUUCCUCCGCUGGUCCAAUUCUUCUACUCCACGUACGGCUCGCGAGGGGCAUUUCUUCUCUUAGGUGCAGUUCUCUUCAAUGCAUUUCCAGCAGCCAUUCCCAUCAAGAGUCCAGCGUGGGUGACUCGUACCAAAACAUUCCAUUUCAGUUUUCGUAAUGUAACUUUCCGUCGACGGAGUAAAGUCAUGCCUGUCACAAAGAGAUUCUCUCUUUCGGACGACAAAACAAAGAGAACGGAGUACCGCUUCGGUCCUGCAGACGAAGCACACAAUUCAGACGGUUUGGUUACCCUUAGAGAAGAGGAUGACACGAGUAAAAACUUAGUUUUCAAAAGCGUAAAUCAUACUAUAGUGGACAAAAUGCCUAAGCUAGGGAUGAAAAAGUUCAGCAUCUCCAGUUGGAAAACCAUCGCUACACAUUUUUUGACAUUGUCCUUCUGUAUCGACUCAAUCUCGAUUACAGCGCUGAUUGUUUCCAUUACGACCUUUAUACUUGUGUCCAUAGAUCUGGCUACUGACAGAGGAGUGACAGCAUCCAAAGUUCUCUACAUUCAGUACGUCUUCUCUGCUGCAGAUAUCACGUUUAGGGCGCUCGUGGGCUUCAUCGUUGACCGCAAUAUCUUGUCCCUACAAGCCGUCAUGCUGAUCGGUUUUCUUAUUCAGGCCAUUGCAUUCGAAAUCCUGGUCUGGGUGUUUGCCUUGCCCUCCAUGAUGAUGUGCUCGGUGCUUAUUGGAAUGAGCAGUGGCUUCCGGAUGCCCCUUCAAGCACCAAUUCUCAUCGAAGACUUUGGCGUUGAUCUGCUGCCGGUCAUGAUGGGAGGAGCCAAUUUCUUUCUCGGACUCGUGAAUGUGGCGCGGCCGACGCUGAUUGGUUACUGCAGGGACAAGCUGGGAAAGUACGACAUGCUUCUCCAUAUUCUCGCCGCCGUCAACUUUGUGGUUGCGUGUAUGUGGACAUUGAGGCUUCUGGUGCGACGACAAAGACAAACCAAGGAAGUAGAUACAGCGCUUCAUGAACGAGCAAAUCGAACCGCGGGCGAACAAUUUCCGACAGAAAACUCACAUCAUGCUACAACAUACAUAUCUUGAUCUUCUGUAAAAAAAAAGAAAAUAAUUCGAAAGAAUUGCUAUUGAAGGCAACGAAGCCUUUCAUGACAUCGGACAUUCAAAGCCUACGAUAGAUUUUCCAAUGAAGCAUCUUAUUCAAGAGAAACUGAAAGAAAACUCUACAAAGGGACGCGUGAGUGUGUGUGACGCCAUCUUCAAGCGACAGUCUGCAAUGCUAGUCUGGCAGUGUAUUUUCUCGAACGGGCUUAGAUACGACGCCGUUUCAAACAAGCCAGCCCAGUUCCCAACUUUCUGUCGUCCUCAGAAAUCCAAGACGUCAGAAUGCCCAAGAGUAAGCGACGGAUUAUGCGUUUCUACUGUAUGCUCAUGUUGUUCAUGAUUUUUAUAGGUGUUAAUAAAAUCAGGUGAGACACCUGUUUA